UUCUUCCUAUACCCUACUAUACCACAAACUCACGACCCCAGACCCUCUGGAUAGUUCAAUAGGCCACCAGCCUUCCCUCCCUUCUCCGACGACGGUCGCGGGUGGACUAACCACCGUCUAACGCUCCUGAAAUUAAAGCCAUAAGUGUGAAGGAAGUCGUGUAGUGUAAUGAGUGGGGAUUCUUUGGAGAAACUCAGAACUCUUCAUAUCUCCUCUCUUGAUGAGGAAGAAAGAGCUGGAGUUGAUGGGGAUGGAGAAUUUUACAUGUAUAACGGUAACGACGAUGACAAUGACGAAGACGAGGAAGAAGAAGUACCUGUAGAACUAGGUUUUGUCGAAAAGAUUAAGAAUCGCUGGUCACUUCUUCGUCAAUUAUUUCCAAGCAAGGCUGGGGGUGUUCCUGCUUGGUUGGAUCCUAUUGAUUUGCCUUCAGGAGUAUCUUGCAUUUGUGACAUUUGUGGCGAGCCUUUGCAAUUCCUGCUUCAGGUUUAUGCACCACUUGAGAAAGAAUCAACAUUUCAUCGCACAUUAUUUGUAUUCAUGUGUACAUCAAUGGCUUGUCUUCUCCAAGACCAACAUGAGCAAUGGAAACGCCAACCAGAGAAAGCAGCUCGCAGUGUGAAGGUUUUUCGCUGCCAAUUGGCUCGUUCCAAUCCUUUUUACCCAAUUGAACCCCCAAGAAAUGAUGGGACUGACAAGCCUUCUGAAAUCGGAGCUCCACUCUGUAGUUGGUGUGGUACCUGGAAAGGUGAUAAAGUUUGUAGUAGUUGCAGAAGAGCACGAUAUUGUUCUGAGAAUCAUCAGGCUGUGCACUGGAAGUCAGGUCACAAAAUUGAUUGUAGACGGUUGAAAGUUUCUCCUCAAUUAUCUGAUUGUAGCGCCAGUAAUAGUCUAGCAGAUAUACAAAAAGUUGCAAGCAAUACUGUAUGGCCUCAAUAUGAGAUAGUAAAUGAGGAUGAAUGUGAAUUCGAUGCAGAGAUGUCUGAAGAUACUAAAAGUGCAAAUUCAUUGGUUUCUAUGAGCCAAAUGGAUGACACGGUCAAGUCACUACUAGACAAGUUUGAGGGGGAUGCUGACAGAACGAGUUGGGCCUCUUUCCAAGAGCGCAUAGCCAGGGCACCUGAACAAGUACUCAGGUAUCCUAAAUAUGAAAAAACUAAACGCCUAUGGCCUAUGUCAAGUGGCCGGCCAUCCAAGGCUGAUAUUCCUAAAUGCAGCAGCUGUGGUGGCGUUCGAGGAUUUGAAUUUCAGAUUUUGCCACAGCUGCUUUAUUACUUUGGUGUGAAAAACGAAGUGGACUCUCUUGAUUGGGCAACUAUUAUUGUGUACACUUGUGAAUCUUCUUGCGAUGCAAGUUUGGCUUACAAAGAGGAGUUUGCUUGGGUUCAAGUUGCUUCCCAAUCUGCUACAAUACCUUGAUUUUUACAUGUUAUUCUGUUUUCCAGAAUGACGACAGAGCUCGAAGAUUUGGGAUGUGAUCUCAUAACGAAGCACAGUAAUCCAUUUCUACAAGUCCAUUGAAAAUUUUGUUUUUUUGUCAUAUGGAUGAUUGCGUACUUACGAAUUACAAUCAACAAAAAUUUUGCGAGUUCCUACCCUAGCUUGCUCUUUUUUUUUUUUUUUUUUUUUUUU
This is a messenger RNA of Cornus florida, 1632 nucleotides long. RefSeq lists its product as uncharacterized. Gene Ontology annotation, cellular component: cytoplasm. The coding region runs from base 169 to 1419 and encodes 416 amino acids. The transcript is spliced from 12 exons. NCBI's taxonomy places the organism in Eukaryota, Viridiplantae, Streptophyta, Magnoliopsida, Cornales, Cornaceae. The record is from RefSeq and is a predicted model, not a curated record.